GGACUCCUACCUACGUGGCAAACGGUAGCUUUUAUUUGUUUUCAGCCUUGGUGGAGAGGAAGAGGGCUCCUGAUUCCUUUGUUCUCUCUCUCUCUCUCUGUCUUUCUUUCCUUGUGGAGCUUCUUUAAUGACGAAAAUUGCUAUUACUUGAUCUGCAUUUAAAGCUGCGCAUCGGCUGUUGCGUCUGCUGAGCGAUUCGAUCGAUCGAUUCUUCGAUCUCCAACUGUAGAACUGUAGGAAGGAAGAACGAAAAUGUUGGACGGAUUGCUAGGCCGAGGUUUCACUUCCAAAUGUAAAUCGUCGAUCAAGCUUAUAAAAGCUCGAAUCGAUGUGAUUCGAAGGAAGAGGAAAGCAAUGCAAAAGUUUCUCAAGAAAGAUGUUGCGGAUCUACUUGUGAACGGCCUCGACAUUAAUGCUUAUGGCAGAGCUGAGGGACUUCUUGUUGAACUGAACCUUUCUUCCUGUUAUGAUUUAGUAGAGCAAUUUUGUCAUUGCAUUUUGAAGCAGAUUUCAGUCAUGCAAAAACAAAGGGAGUGCCCUGAGGAGUGCAGGGAAGCCGUCCCAUCUCUAAUGUUUGCUGCUGCAAGAUUUGCUGAUUUGCCAGAACUACGUGAUCUCAGACAAUUGUUUGCCGAGAGAUAUGGGAAUUCCUUGGAAUCUUUUGUGAAUCAAGAGUUUGCCGAGAGGAUGGAUGCAAAGCCUCCUACAAAGGAAAAGAAGCUUCUGCUGAUGCGUGACAUUGCAAAAGAGUUCUCUUUAAAGUGGGAUUCCAAGGCUUUUGAACAAAAGAUGUCUAACCCUCCUGCAUCUGUACUGGACCAAUCCAAGAAACAGGGGUCUUCUCACGGCAGUAAUGGAUACAACUUGCGCAAGAUGGAGGAUACUGUCCCAGAAAUAGACACCCAGGAUGUUUCAUCUCGAGGAAGGAGGGAACUCACCCAUGAUGGGUACAAAUCACAUAGCCACAGGGAACACACACAGAAUGUUUCAUCACGGGGAAGGAGGAAACUCACCCAUGAUGGGUACAAAUCACAUAACCACAGGGAAGAUACUGAUCCAAAGAAAGAUAACGAAGCCAUCUUAUCUAAUGGAAGACGGGAAUUCAGUGAUGAUGGGCACAAAGCACACAAUAGCAGAGGAGAUACCACCCUCAAAAGAGAUAACAAGGAUGUCCCAACUCGAGGAAGACGAGAGCUGACUGACAAUGGAUACAAAUUGCAGAAAGAAAGAGAAGAUACCAUCUCAAAGAGGGACAACCAUGAUGUCUCAUCUCGUGGAUGGCAGGAAAUCACCAGUGACAAGCACAAGCCACACAGCAACAGAGAGGAGGAUAGUCUGACGAGGAGAAAGCACCAGGAUCUUUCAUCUCAUGGAAGGCGGGAAGUUAGUGAUGCUGGUUAUAAAUCAAGAAGAGACAACUUAGGUGGUUUAGCUAAUGGAGAAUGGGAGCACAUUAAUGAUGCAAGCAAACAGUGUAACGGUGGGGCUGACACUGUCCUUGAAAGUUACAAUGGAGGCAUUUCUACUCAUGCCAGGGGAGUUGCUCCUAGUAUUACAAGAAGACAGCAGAUGAAGACAGAUGGUAUGGAUGUGCCUGUUGCUAUUGCUGGUGAUAAACACGAUGGUCCAAAGAAUCAUUCAUAUUCAAUAAACAAAUUUACAGAGGAAAAUGCAGGAAGCCUGAAGCCUUUCUGUAAUAAUAUUGUUCCUCCUCCAUACAUCAAACCGAGAGACACCAAGCAUGGAACCAAUUCAGAAGUUCAGUGGACCAGUUCUGACAAUAAUGAAGUCUCUGGUGAUCCUCCAAACAGCAACAGAGAUGUUAUAAGAAAGAAGUCAGAGAGGACAGAGAAAAGGUUAGACCAUGUUGACUAUGCUACAAGGGUGAAUGGUUAUGGGGAUGAGAAAGAUCAUUGGGAUGAUUUGGUUGAUGAUGCAAAGCCAAAGCCAAAGCCAAGAUCUGUUAGAAGAAGACACUUGAAACCACCACCAGGUCGUGAAAGCAUUUUCAAUUCUGAGCAUGAAGAAACUGCAAAGAGAAAUCCAAGCGUCAGAAAAGAAGAUGCGAGGCGGGGCCUCCAAACGUUAUUUGAUGACGACCAUGAUUCAAGGUCUGAAGAGGAAAAGAUAGAUAAACUAUUGUUACAUUACAGCAAGAAGCCAUCAACCUAUGAACCUAGCAAUAUGAGGAAGGGAUCGACAGCUCCUCCUCCACAUGACACUGCAGCUGAUGUUGGCCGACGCCCUCGUCACAGAAGCAGAGAUGAGGCACACUUGAACACAGGGUUGGGUCAUCCUCCUGCUCGAGCAGUGUCCCUCCCUCCAGAACCAACAACCCCAACUGAGAUGUCAAGGGCUCCUGCUCGUGCCAGUUCUUUUCAGCCUGAUGGACAAGCUGGGCAUGUCCAUCCUAAGCUGCCAGACUGCGAUGAUUUGGCAGCCCGUGUAGCAGCCCUUAGAGGAACCUAGAGGAUUUCAUAUGUGUCUCUUAAUGGCAUUUUGAUCAGGGAUUAAUUCUUAUGAAUUGGGAUUUCAUUUGGUUAUGAUUCUAUAUGCCUUGAUGUAAUUACACGCACGGAGGGGAAAAAUGAAAGCUGAUAAGUAAUACUCCCUCUCUACCAAAAAGGCUGUCUUGUUCACAUCUUGAGGAGGUGGUUCUUAAUGUACUAAUUAUUUACUAAUAUGAAAUUUGUUUCCGAGUUUCC
Messenger RNA from Macadamia integrifolia, 2705 nucleotides. RefSeq lists its product as uncharacterized. Lineage: Eukaryota; Viridiplantae; Streptophyta; Magnoliopsida; Proteales; Proteaceae. The transcript has 6 exons. The record is from RefSeq and is a predicted model, not a curated record. Bases 253 to 2469 code for a protein of 738 amino acids. Gene Ontology annotation, biological process: protein transport.